CACUGACUCAGUUUUAGUGCCUCUUUAAAAUCUCUGCAGAGGCAGCUUUACACAGAAGCUUCCGUCUUCACCAUGAGCCCCUGGCAGCCCCUACUCCUGGUGCUCUUGGCUCUAGGCAGCAGCUCUGCCGCUCCUCACCAGCGCCAGCCGACUUUUGUGGUCUUCCCCAAAGACCUGAAAACCUCCAACCUCACGGACACCCAGCUGGCAGAGGAGUACCUGUACCGCUAUGGUUACACCCGGGCAGCCCAGAUGAUGGGAGAGACGCAGUCCCUGCGGCCCGCCUUGCUGAUGCUUCAGAAGCAGCUGUCCCUGCCCCAGACUGGUGAGCUGGACAGUGAGACACUAAAGGCCAUUCGUUCACCACGCUGUGGUGUCCCGGACGUGGGCAGAUUCCAAACCUUCAAAGGCAACCUCAAGUGGGACCAUCAUAACAUCACAUACUGGAUCCAAAGCUACACUGAAGACUUGCCGCGAGACGUGGUCGAUGACUCCUUUGCGCGUGCCUUCGCGGUGUGGAGCAAGGUGACACCACUCACCUUCACCCGCGUGUAUGGGCGCGAAGCGGACAUUGUCAUCCAGUUUGGUGUCGCGGAGCACGGAGAUGGGUAUCCCUUCGACGGCAAGGACGGUCUUCUGGCACACGCUUUUCCCCCUGGCGCUGGCAUUCAAGGAGAUGCCCAUUUCGACGACGAGGAGUUGUGGACGCUGGGCAAAGGCGUCGUGAUCCCCACUUACUAUGGAAACUCAGAUGGUGCCGCGUGUCACUUUCCCUUCACCUUUGAGGGGCGCUCUUAUUUGGCCUGCACCACCGACGGCCGCAACGACGGCACGCCUUGGUGUAGCACGACAGCUGACUAUGACACGGAUGGCAAAUUUGGUUUCUGCCCCAGUGAGAGACUCUACACGGAACACGGCAACGGAGACGGCAAACCCUGUGUGUUCCCAUUCAUCUUUGAGGGCCGCUCCUACUCCGCCUGCACCACUGCAGGCCGCUCGGAUGGUUACCGCUGGUGCGCCACCACAGCCAACUAUGACCAGGAUAAGCUGUAUGGCUUCUGCCCUACCCGAGUGGACGUGACCGUAGUUGGGGGCAACUCGGCGGGAAAGCUGUGCGUCUUCCCCUUCGUCUUCCUGGGCCAGCAGUACUCUACCUGUACCAGCGAGGGCCGCAGGGAUGGGCGCCUCUGGUGCGCGACCACAUCAAACUUCGACACUGACAAGAAGUGGGGUUUCUGCCCAGACCAAGGGUACAGCCUGUUCCUGGUAGCAGCGCACGAGUUCGGCCAUGCGCUGGGCUUAGAUCAUUCUAAUGUGCCAGAAGCGCUCAUGUACCCCAAUUAUCACUACCGCGAGGACUUCCCUUUGAAUAAAGACGACAUAGAGGGCAUCCAGUAUCUGUAUGGUCGUGGCGGUAAGCCUGACCCAAGGCCUCCAGCCCCCACAGCUAAACCGCAGCCGACAGCUCCUCCCACUGUGUGUCCGACCUUACCUCCCACGGCCUAUCCCCCAGUGGGCCCCACAGGUGGCCCUACCGGUGCCCCCUCACCUGGCCCUACCGGCGCCCCCUCACCUGGCCCUACAGACGGCCCCUCACCUGGCCCUACCGGCGCCCCCUCACCUGGCCCUACAGACGGCCCUUCAGCUGACCCUACCGGCGCCCCCUCACCUGGCCCUACAGCUCCCCCUACUGCUGGCUUUUCUGAGGCCUCUACAGAGGCCUUGAGUCCAGCAGACAACCCUUGCAAUGUGGAUAUUUUUGAUGCUAUUGCUGUGAUCCGGGGCUCUCUGCAUUUCUUCAAGGACGGUCGGUACUGGAGGUUCCUGGACCGCAGAGGAAGCCCACUACAGGGUCCCUUCCUUAUUUCCCGCACAUGGCCAGCUCUGCCUGCAGUGCUGGACUCAGUCUUUGAAGAUCCACAGUCCAAGAAGAUUUUCUUCUUCUCUGGGCGCCAAAUGUGGGUGUACACAGGCAAAUCGGUGCUGGGCCCCAGGAGUCUGGAUAAGUUGGGUCUAGGCUCAGAGGUAACCCACGUCAGCGGGCUUAUCUCCCGUCACGCCGGGAAGGCGCUGCUGUUCAGCAAGGGUUAUGUCUGGAGAUUCGACUUGAAGUCUCAGAAGGUGGAUCCCCAGAGCGUCACUCGCUUGGAUGUGGAGUUCUCUGGUGUGCCCUGGGACUCACACGACAUCUUCCAGUACCGAGACAAAGCCUAUUUCUGCCACGGCAAGUACUUCUGGCGUGUGGGUUUCCAAAAUAAGGUGAACCAGGUGGACCACGUGGGCUACGUGGCCUACGACCUCCUGCAGUGCCCUUGAAUGACAGCUCCUUUGCCUCAGCGGUGCGGUGCGAGUCUCUAAAGACCACCCCGAAGGAAAGGAGCUAGCUGACCGGAUACAAUCUGGGAAGGAGUGGAGGCGGGCAGGGCCCUCUCUGAACGCUGUCCUUUCUUGUUGGACUGUCUCAAAUAAAGACGGAUCCCCCAACCUUUGCCAG
Molecule: messenger RNA, 2494 nt
Organism: Mastomys coucha (southern multimammate mouse)
Lineage: Eukaryota; Metazoa; Chordata; Mammalia; Rodentia; Muridae
Gene: Mmp9
Product: matrix metallopeptidase 9
Exons: 13
Coding region: 73-2316 (747 amino acids)
Biological process (GO): extracellular matrix organization; proteolysis; collagen catabolic process
Cellular component (GO): extracellular matrix
Molecular function (GO): zinc ion binding; metalloendopeptidase activity
Source: RefSeq, a predicted model, not a curated record